AUGAAGCCCAUGCAGGUGUGUUUCGUACUUUUGCUAAGUGUGUGUGAGUGUGGAGCAUUGGCUGAAAAAGACAUGGAGCCGAUCACAGAAGAUAAAGGUGUGCUGGUACUGACCAAAAGCAACUUCGAAUGGGCACUUAUGCAACAUAAUCAGUUACUGGUGCAGUUUUAUGCUCCUCUGUCUGGUGAGUCCCUUGGUUCAAUUCUGGAAUUUGCAAAGGUCGCCACUGACCUUAAGGAAACUACGUCCUCUGUAAAUCUUGGUCAGGUUGAUGUGUCCAAAGAGAAAGACCUUGCCAAGGAAUUAAAUGUUACCAGUGUUCCAUCUUUGCGACUAUAUCUAUCUGGAGACAAAUAUAACCCUGUUAACUGUCCAGCUCUGAAGACCUCCACCUCUAUCCUAACGUGGCUAAGAAGAAGAGAGGGCCAGAGUGCUGACCUCAUCACUGAUCUCAGCCAAUUAGAGAGCUUUGUUGCAGAAGAUGAUGUGGUGGUCCUUGGAUUAUUUAAGGAUGUUGAUAAGGGUGUAGUAAAAGUAUUUUACGACGUGGCAGCUGAUGUUGCAGACCUGCCCUUUGUAGUGACAGGAAGCAAAGAGAUCUUCAGCAAGUACAAUAUAACUGAUGAAUCAGUUGUCCUUCUCAGAAAGUCAAAAAUUGCAGAACAAUUUGAGAUCACAAGCCAAACAAUAAAAGAGGAUGUCAUUCACUUCAUCAGAAUGUAUGAGAUGUCUCUAGUGACUGAGUACAAUGGCAAGACAUCAGGAAAGAUCCUGAACUCUCUGUUGCAGAAUCACAUGGUUCUGUUUAUUGAUAAGACUGAGAAAGGAUUCAGACAAAUAUAUCGCACCUUCAAAAGCACAGCAAAGCAGUUUAGAGGCGUGGUUUUGUUUGUACUAAUCGACACUGGCGAGCCCCGGAAUGGACGUAUCAUGGAGUACUUCCAUGUGAGGAGGGAAGAUGCUCCACUUGUCCGCAUGGUUAACUUGACAGACAGCUUCCAAUAUCAGUUACCUUCCGACCAACUGGAUGCACAAACUCUUACUGAUUUCUGCCAGAGCUAUUUACAGGGGAAAGCCAAGCCAAAGCUACAAAGUGAGCCGAUCCCUGAUGGCUGGGAUAAGCAGCCAGUGAAGGAGUUGGUGGGGAUGAACUUUGAGAGAGUUGCCUUCAACCCAGACAAGAACGUCCUAGUCCUCUUCUAUGCCCCUUGGUGCCCUGAGAGCCAGAUGCUAUUUAUUUUGUGGGAAGAGCUUGCAGAGCACUACAGUGACAGUGGAGAUGUGGUAGUUUCCAGAAUUGACAUAACUGCAAAUGAUGUACAUAUUCGCAUGACAGACAGAUACCCAACCAUUAAACUAUUUCCUGCAGUGUACGAUGAAAGGGUGGUGUCAUACUCUGGCCAAAAGAAGCUGGAACCAAUAGUUGAGUUUGUAAGUGUAGAAAGAGUGCGUGCCCAGAAGGACAAAGCCAAGGAAGAAGUAGAGAGGAAGAAAUAUCUGGAUCAACAGAAAUCUAUAGCCAAAGAAGAGCUAUAA
Messenger RNA from Electrophorus electricus (electric eel), 1536 nucleotides. Its product is annotated as protein disulfide-isomerase. NCBI's taxonomy places the organism in Eukaryota, Metazoa, Chordata, Actinopteri, Gymnotiformes, Gymnotidae. Gene Ontology annotation, cellular component: endoplasmic reticulum. Gene Ontology annotation, biological process: response to endoplasmic reticulum stress; protein folding. The record is from RefSeq and is a predicted model, not a curated record.